GAUCGUGAGAUGAAACAUUAAACUUACGGCGAAGGAGUAGAAGGUCACGGCGCUCGAGAAUAGCGUAUCCAGUUGCCCCGAAGCGCGAACAGUUGCCAGUGUUGGAUCGCGUGUUACAAGCCGAUAUACAGACACCUAUAUAUUUUGGCGAAAAUGCAUAGCCUAACGACGAUCGGCAUCGUAUGGUGUAUGUUGUCAAUCGUUGUUGCUGUCGUAUGCUCGGCUGGUUUCUAUAUGCCCUACUGGCUUCAAGGAGAAGUUAUGAAUGUCACAGUUCACAUUGGCAUAUUUCGUCGUUGUAAUUACCUCGCUAGAAACCCAUUUCUCAACACGUACUACGUGCGCGAGGAAUGUGGUCGUUACAAACGUUUCAAUGAUAUUCCCUCGACUGCCUGGCAGGGCAGUACCAUUAUCUCAGGAGUAGCUUGUGGCAUUUUGGUCCUCAUAAGUCUCAUUUCUCUGCUGGCUAUUUGUUGCCAGGACAUCAUCACAAAGCACACGGCAAGAGUUUGCGGAUUUUUUCAAGCAGUCGCUGCCGUAUUUCUUAUCGUCUCAUGCGUCUUAUUUCCAUUUGGUUGGAACAGCGUCGAAGUGCGUCAAGCGUGCGGCGAAAGCGCAGAAUCGUACAAACUAGGAAAUUGCAAGAUUGGUUGGGCAAUAUUUCUAAUCGGCGGCGGAACGGUCGCAACGAUAAUUUGUUCGUGCCUUUCCGUGAACGCUGGUAAAUCGGACCGAAUGAAAGCAUCGGCUUACGAUGCGAGAUAUGACACCAUGCAGUUACACACGAAAGGUACUCAUAUAUGACGCACUCGGGUGCUACUUGAUGCGGAAGAAUAACUACGGCGAUGCUUUCAAAAAUCUUUAAAGAUUAUAUAUGGGGCAUGUAUAUACAUAGGUAAAGAAUUGAAUAUGGAUUUGCGUAUCAAAUACAGUGGUGAAGUGCGGUGCCCGGUCGUAAUGAACUUUUUUCUAUUCUUGUUUACUACCGGCGUCCUGGCCCGCUUCUUGAACGAGAUCCCAUGAAAUUAAACCAGCUACCUUCUUUGUCGAACAUUGACCGAUUACAAAAAUGUAGUCCAAAGCCUGGCUUGUAUUCGUAAUCUAAACGCUAACAUUCAUGAGAAUAAAUAUUCAUCCUGUACAGUGUAAGAAAAAGGAAGGUGAAAUGGCAUCCUUCAGUGUAACAAGUAUUUCACUCUCCGUUUCUUUUAAAAGAGGUAUGGGCAAUAAAUAUUUGGUUAUGCCGGUCCAUCAACUUCGUUCCAAGGGUUGUAAUCCCCAUGUAAAUCUCAUUUGAACUCGUAAUUACCUUGCGAAGAAAACUCCAUUACCGACUUUUUCGUGUCACAUGCAGUUAUCGAAAUAUUCAGUUGGACCAAAAUCAGUGAGCUCUGCAUCAUGUUGAGCGCGACUCUCUUUACCAAAUAGCAGUACUAGUUUUUAAAAUGUUUGGAUUGCUUUAACUUUCAGUUUAAAAUUUCCUAACUAGCUAAAACGUGAAAAGAUUGUACUGGGAUGAAGUUGCAUUAUAUCACGAGUUCUUAAAAAUGAAACAAACCAUUUUUAUUGCCAAUUCCCAUUUAAUUGGACCGAACGAGCGAACUACAUCACUGAAGUGCUGAUGUAAUACCUCUCGAUCUGAUGCAAUGCGAAAUCGUUUUGUCGUUUAUCAAUGUAUAAGUAGUUCGUGUCAUACUUACCUAGCUAGAGCAAUGACGUUGAACAAAGGGAGCGCUGAUGGCUACCUGCUCAGACCUUAAAAAAGCUUUUACGACGAAGUGCUCCCAAGUUCAGAUGAAGUUACUUAGUGUUAUACGCUGAUGCAAACAGUUGACUUUUUACCUGCCAAGAUUACCAAUACCGAUGUUCACAGUUCACAAAUCACAAAGUUUAAAAUGUUAUUUAUUAUAGGUUUAUCUUAGUAGAAA
Messenger RNA from Dendronephthya gigantea, 1928 nucleotides. Its product is annotated as LHFPL tetraspan subfamily member 6 protein-like. Lineage: Eukaryota; Metazoa; Cnidaria; Anthozoa; Malacalcyonacea; Nephtheidae. Gene Ontology annotation, cellular component: membrane. The record is from RefSeq and is a predicted model, not a curated record. The coding region runs from base 154 to 804 and encodes 216 amino acids. The transcript is spliced from 2 exons.